CGGGCGGCUCUGAGGGUCACGGCGGGGAUCGACCGGGCCCGCUCCCCGCUCCCGGUGAGGGGCGGCCGAGGCGAGAGCGGCCCGGUCCUCCACGUUCCCAGCAUGCCCCGCUCUCCCGCCCGCCUCUCCGGUCGGGGCACAUGCUCGGUGCGUGGGGCCGGCCCGGUUUCAUCCCGGCCUCGUCAGCAGCGCGGGGCCUCCCGGUACCGCCGGCACCGCCAGCAUGGCCCCUCCGACAGGGAAUGUCGUGGACAGCCAGGCUCCGAGGCUCGUGGCCCGGCAGCUGCGCUGGGACCUGACGGCCGAGCAGAUCGAGGCCAUGGCCACCGAGCUGACCGAGAGCACCAAGCUCGUGUACGACCGCGUGGGAGCCCAGGAGCGCGGAGAGGUCUCCUACGAGAACACCCUGAAGGCUCUGGCCGACGUGGAGGUGGAGUACACAGUCCGUAGGAACAUGCUGGAUUUCCCCCAGCACGUGUCCCCCUGCAAGGCCAUCCGCGCCGCCAGCACCGAGGCCGACAAGAAACUCUCCGAGUUCGACGUGGAGAUGAGCAUGAGGCAGGAUGUGUACCAGAGGAUUGUGUGGCUCCAGGAGAAAGCAGAGAGUGCUUCCCUGAAGCCUGAGGCCAAGAGGUACCUGGAGAGACUGAUCAAGCUGGGGAAGAGGAACGGGCUGCACCUCCCUGAGGAGACACAGGAGAAAAUCAAAGCCAUCAAGAAAAAGCUGAGUGUGCUGUGCAUAGACUUCAACAAGAACCUGAAUGAGGACACCACCUUCCUGCCCUUCUCCAGGGAGGAAUUAGGGGGGCUCCCUGAGGAUUUCCUGAACUCCCUGGAGAAGACAGAGGAUGGGAAGCUGAAGGUCACCCUCAAGUACCCACACUACUUCCCCCUGCUCAAGAAGUGUUAUGUGCCUGAGACCAGGAGGAAGGUGGAGGAGAUGUUCAACUCCAGGUGCAAAGAGGAGAACUGCCUGAUCCUGAAGGAGCUGGUGGACCUGAGGGCUCAGAAGGCCAGUCUGCUGGGCUUCAGCACCCACGCUGACUUUGUGCUGGAGAUGAACAUGGCCAAGAGCAGCCGCACAGUGGCCACGUUCCUGGAUGAGCUGGCCCAGAAGCUGAAGCCCCUGGGGGAGAAGGAGCGAGCUGUGAUCCUGGAUUUGAAGAAGAAGGAGUGCGAGAAGCGCGGGCUGGACUUCGACAACCGCAUCAACGCCUGGGACAUGCGCUACUACAUGAACCAGGUGGAGGAGACCAAGUACAGCGUGGACCAGAACCUGCUCAAGGAGUAUUUCCCCAUGCAGGUGGUCACCACAGGCCUCCUGGCCAUCUACCAGGAGCUACUGGGCCUCACCUUCCACCUGGAGGAGAAGGCUCAGGUGUGGCACGAGGACGUGCAGCUCUACACGGUGAAGGACGCAUCCUCCGGGGACACCAUCGGCAAAUUCUACCUGGACCUGUACCCACGGGAAGGGAAGUACGGGCACGCCGCCUGCUUCGGCCUCCAGCCCGGCUGCCUCCUGCCCGACUCCAGCCGCCAGAUCUCGGUGGCCGCCAUGGUGGCCAACUUCACCAAACCCACGCCCGACGCCCCUUCCCUGCUGCAGCACGACGAGGUGGAGACCUAUUUCCACGAGUUUGGGCACGUCAUGCACCAGCUGUGCUCUCAGGCGGAGUUUGCCAUGUUCAGCGGGACACACGUGGAGAGGGACUUCGUGGAGGCUCCAUCCCAGAUGUUGGAGAACUGGGUGUGGGAGAAGGAGCCUCUGCUUCGCAUGUCCAGGCACUACAAGACAGGGAGCCCCAUCCCAGAUGAGCUGCUGGAGAAACUCAUUAAAUCCCGGCAGGCAAACACAGGGCUCUUCAACCUGCGCCAGAUCGUGCUGGCCAAGGUGGACCAGGCACUGCACACCCAGACCAAGGCUGACCCCGUGGAGGUGUUUGCCCAGCUCUGUGAGGAGGUGCUGGGUGUCCCUGCCACCCCAGGUACAAACAUGCCGGCCACCUUCGGCCACCUGGCGGGUGGCUACGACGCCCAGUACUACGGCUACCUGUGGAGCGAGGUGUACUCCAUGGACAUGUUCCACACCCGCUUCAAGCAGGAGGGCAUCAUGAACUGCAAGGUGGGCAUGGAUUACAGGAACUGCAUCCUGCACCCCGGCGGCUCCGUGGACGCCUCGGACAUGCUGAGGAAAUUCCUGGGCAGGGAGCCCAGGCAGGACGCUUUCCUGGCCAGCAAGGGGCUCAAGGUGGACAGCAACUCGGUGCCUUCGGCCUGAGGGGCUGCUCUGGCUGGGGACACCUGCCCACGCACCUGCCCUCACCUGGCUCCUGUCACCAAACCCCCCCCGGGCCACCCCUGCCUGGAGCUGCCCCUCCGAGCCCCCCCCGGGCUCUGGGGCUCUGUGGGGACACACAGGUGACCUGCCCUUGUCACCCCGGGGCUGUGUGUCACCCACACCCACUGGCUGAACUUUGAACCUGAUUUCUGCACCUGGGUGAGUUUUGGCCUCGUUUGGAGCCAGGGAGGAGGAGGGGGAGAGGAGUUCCCAAACUUGAAUCUUUGGUUUUAAAUCCCUUCUCUUUGAGGAAACCUCGUUGUUGUUGUUGCUGUUGUUGUUGUUGUUGCCACCUUGGCUUGGUUUGUGCCCUGGGGCAGGCACAGCUGUCACCAGGGCAGGGACAGUCCUGCUCCCCCCCAGAGCUCAAAACCCACAGGGAAUUAACUGGAACAUCCUGAGCCCCUCAAGGACCUUCCUGCCUGCCAGGGGACAGAGGUGGGUGCUGCAGCCGUUCCCAGACCUUUGGGGACGUGGCCUCUGUGUGCUCUGCUGUCCCAGGGCCAUCUCAGGGUCACCCCAGGGCAGCCAGGGGGCUCAGCUGAGGGUGUUGCUGUCGCUGUCAGCUCCAGGACAGGGCAGGGUUGUGUUUGUGACUGAAAACACCGAGCUGACAGCUUCAAACAACACAAAUUCCUGGAUAAAAAUAUCCCCUGGGCCCCGUGCCAGGCCUUGAGCUGCGGCUGCGGCGCCACGGGGAGGGCCAGCAGCCAGCCCGGGCUGUGCCACCUGCCCCAGGCUGUCCCCAGAGUGCCCCAGGCUGUCCCCAGAGUGCCCCAGCACCCUGAGUGGCACCUGGUGACACAAGGCUCCUGACCCCCAGGGUUUGCUCCCGGCUUGGGAAAGGUUUGGAGCUGAGGAGCUCCAGGGUUUGUGUGCCAGCCUCGGGUGUGUUGUGUGAGGGCUGUGGGAUCAUCCCGUGCUUUGGGGACACGAGUGACAGCCCCAUCCCAGUCACCCUUCCUGUCCUUUGUCACCAGCGCGGCUCUGGCGCUGGGAGUGGCUCCUCCCCGGUGCAGAGUCGCUGCUGUCACCUCCCUCCCCCAGAGCCCGCUGGUGACACGGGAAUGCCGGUGACAACCCCUAGAGGCUGGUGACACCCCCUUGGAGGGCAGUGACAACCCCUG
This is a messenger RNA of Catharus ustulatus (Swainson's thrush), 3465 nucleotides long. RefSeq names its product thimet oligopeptidase 1 (gene THOP1). The coding region runs from base 224 to 2278 and encodes 684 amino acids. Gene Ontology annotation, molecular function: metalloendopeptidase activity. NCBI's taxonomy places the organism in Eukaryota, Metazoa, Chordata, Aves, Passeriformes, Turdidae. The record is from RefSeq and is a predicted model, not a curated record. Gene Ontology annotation, biological process: peptide metabolic process; proteolysis. Gene Ontology annotation, cellular component: mitochondrial intermembrane space. The transcript is spliced from 13 exons.